Messenger RNA from Penicillium digitatum Pd1, 1557 nucleotides. Its product is annotated as phosphatidylinositol-3-phosphate-binding ubiquitin-protein ligase. Gene Ontology annotation, molecular function: ubiquitin protein ligase activity. Gene Ontology annotation, biological process: protein K48-linked ubiquitination; proteasome-mediated ubiquitin-dependent protein catabolic process. The record is from RefSeq and is a predicted model, not a curated record. Gene Ontology annotation, cellular component: cytoplasm; membrane; intracellular membrane-bounded organelle. NCBI's taxonomy places the organism in Eukaryota, Fungi, Ascomycota, Eurotiomycetes, Eurotiales, Aspergillaceae.
AUGUCUGGAUCAAGCACGGCGUCGUCUAGCCCGAUUCAGUCAAGCCCCCCGCCGAGGAUGCAGGCAAGCACCAGACCAAUCGAAAGACCGGAGGGACAUGGCACAAUCCAAUCUGGAAGCUACAGCGGAUAUGAAGGAGGUAGCUCCAGGGUCAGAGCCUUUCCUAUUCGUGCCGGGUCAGAACGUAAAAGGCGGUUGACCAGUACUGGCGAGGAUGCGAGGUUGCAUUGGAGACAGUCUGGAGGCACGGCUGGCCCGGCCCGAGACAAUGGGGGAUCUUCCAGGAGUACCUUGCCGCAUAGAUCUGUUUCAAUGGUACUGCCUUCAUCCCGCGCCAGGACCUCCAUUCCCGCAGCACCUGGCUCUUCGUUUGCAACAGCAAUUGCAAUAUCUUCCUCUCCCCCAGGGACGCCUCAUUCGUCUACUUCUGGCGAACAGCUGCCGGGUCUCUCUCGACGGGAGAAUCCAACACCCUGGAUUAAUCAAUCCCGCUCCAUCACCCCUCUUCCUAAUAAUAUAUCUUCGCCAUUUAUGGAUAUGGCUCUCCCUAAAUGGCAGGCAGAUUCAGAUGUGUCAGAAUGUCCUAUCUGUGGGAUAGUCUUCAGCUUCUGGCACAGAAAGCACCACUGUCGAAAGUGUGGGAGAGUCGUUUGUGCAUCAUGUUCCCCACAUCGGAUCACGAUUCCCAGAGAGUACAUUGUCCGCCCUCCUGAGUUUGUUGGUAUCCUCUCCAAUUCUCCGCCAAUGUCUUCCCGUCCUCCACCAGUCGUCGAUCUCACAGGCGAUGACCCUAUUCUGUCAUCAACGCCAGCAACAGCGACAGAAACAACGACAGUCAAUCCUGCUCUCGGUGGAGGCGAAGAAGUACGACUUUGCAAUCCUUGUGUGCCAGAUCCAAAUCCGAAUCCCCCUGGCUACAGCACCGUGCGGGCACACAGCCACCAAUCCACUCAUUCUCUCUCAUCCACAAUGGCCAACGCGUACCAUGCCUCAUCAGGUUCGAGCCAAAAUCCUCAAGGUCGUCAGGAACGACGAACUGUGGGUGCAAAUGACCGCCCACACUUAUUGAGCGAACUGAACUCGCAACCUCGUCAAGUUCCUUCUGCCACCGGCAUCGUGCGGCCAUGCCGUUCUUUCUGUAGCCGCGAGGGCAACCUGCCGUGCGGGCCAUCCCUAGAUGAGAGUGAUUUCUGCCCCGUAUGCAGACGCCAAUUCCUUCCACUGAGUCCCGACCGGCCGCUUGAGGCGCGUCAAGCUCACACCCGGGCAUGCAUUGAGGGCUAUCUGAGACCGACUCCCCCAUCACGAACAUCAUCCGUACAACUGGGUCCUCCACUGCCGCACCUUCCACCAGCAACCCACAUGCUUCAAUUCGUGGCCACGGAGAAGGACUGCCUAGGUGAAGAUGGCCAGGCAGCGGAGUGCACGAUCUGCAUGGAGGACUAUGAGGUUGGGCAGAUUCUGGCCCGGCUUGAGUGCCUGUGCAAGUUCCACAAGCACUGCAUUGUCGAUUGGUUUGAGAGAAAGAUGGAGUGCCCUGUUCACAAGCUUUCCUAA